Molecule: messenger RNA, 685 nt
Organism: Amoebophrya sp. A25
Lineage: Eukaryota; Dinophyceae; Syndiniales; Amoebophryaceae
Source: the annotation of a GenBank genome assembly
CUGAUCACUUACGUUUUCACCUGCCUGUGAGGGAGACGCUAUCGCAGAACUUACCUGCGAACUUUUUUCGAAAUUUUGAGAAUGACCCACGCGAUUUCCCUGUUAUGGCUUUGUUGUGGUCACUGCUCUCUUUUAUAGACUGUUCUGUAGAAGGUUGGUUCUGUACUAGAAGGUUUCUUUCUCAACAUCUGUUGGUUCUGUACUAGAAGGUUUCUUUCUCAACAUCUUCGUGCUUCACUGAUCAAGCCGCCCGUUAUAUGUAACAAGUGUAAGAAGUUCAUAAUCUGCAUUGUACUUGUGAGUAGUUCAAUCAAGGUCAUGGGGCACCUGUAUUUCUCUGCACUUUAUUCCUGCUUACGCUGAACACGUCACCGCAGCAGAUACUUACUAUUUCAGACAACUUCGUUCUAAGCUGCAUGAACCUCGCGGUAUUCCUGCUACGUGCCCUGAGCCGCCACCUCAAAUGCUUAUGGGUACCGGUAUUUAGCUAGAUUGAUAGUUCUCAGACUCAGACGAAACCUGAAGAAGUUCACAGGCCUACUUUUUUACUCACGAUCUAAUCUGGAUGGGCUUAGUGCUAGAAGUAGAGAUCAUGAAGAGUAGUCUAAAUCUAAGAUUAUGUCUGGUGUUGAUAUUAAACGUGCUUAGCUCUAAAAUCGUGAUAGAUGCCAUGGACAUGAUGCGG